Fraxinus pennsylvanica is the source of this 360-nucleotide messenger RNA. The record is from the annotation of a GenBank genome assembly. Lineage: Eukaryota; Viridiplantae; Streptophyta; Magnoliopsida; Lamiales; Oleaceae.
AUGCCCAACAAAGUAUUCUUUCUGGGUAGAAAACCUACCUCUUGUUCGAGCUUUUCCUUCAGAACUUUAAGAUCUCCCGAUUGGAUUCCUUUUGAACUGAAAAUGGAGAAAGACAAUGGCUUCAAACAUAUGGGGAUUUCGACAGUUUCACAAUAUAGUCUAACAUCUUUUGAAGAACAGGCAGAAGAAGGAACAUUUACAGAGGAACCUGGGUCUGGUGCGGUGGCGACCAUUGAUGAGAAAAAGGUGUCUGUUGGUACACUGGAGUGGGUUGAAAGCUUACUUGGUUCAGGCCUUUUUUUAAAGGGAAGGGAGGAUGAAAAGGAAAAUAUGCCAUUUUACCUUUCCUCCUUGAAUUGA